Mesoplodon densirostris (Blainville's beaked whale) is the source of this 1109-nucleotide messenger RNA. RefSeq names its product BCL2 like 12 (gene BCL2L12). The transcript is spliced from 7 exons. Bases 144 to 1025 code for a protein of 293 amino acids. Gene Ontology annotation, biological process: regulation of apoptotic process. The record is from RefSeq and is a predicted model, not a curated record. Lineage: Eukaryota; Metazoa; Chordata; Mammalia; Artiodactyla; Ziphiidae.
UGACUCCAAAACGAAAGAGGUUGCUCGGGGGGCUUCCCUGGUGGCGCAGUGGUUGAGAGUCCGCCUGGCGAUGCAGGGGGCACGGGUUCGUGCCCCGGUCCGGGAGAAUCCCACAUGCCGCGGAGCGGCUGGGCCCGUGAGCCAUGGCCGCUGGGCGUGCGCGACCAGAGCCUGUGCUCCGCAACGGGAGAGACCUCAACAGUGAGAGACCCGCGUACCGCCAAAAAAAAAAAAAAAAAAGGCUGCUCGGUGCCCCCAUGGCAGGCUCGGAAGAGCUGGGGCUCCGAGAGGACACGCUGAGAGUCCUAGCUGCCUUCCUAAGGCGGGGUGAGGCUGCGGGGUCUCCCAUUCCGACCCCACCCAGGAGCCCUGCCCAAGAGGAGCAAACAGACUUCCUGAGCCGCCUUCGAAGAUGUCUUCCCUGCUCCCUGCGGCGAGGAGCAGUUCCCCCUGAGUCCCCUCGGCCUUGCUCCCUGCCCCUCCAGCCAUGCUAUGGUUCAGAGCCUGGCCCAGCUACUCCAGAUUUCUAUGCCCUGGUGGCCCAGCGGCUGGAACAGCUGGUCCAAGAGCAACUGAAAUCCCCACCUAGCCCAGAAUUACAGGGUCACGCACCCACAGAGAAGGAAGCCCUGCUGCGAAAGCUGGUGGCCUUGCUUGAGGAAGAGGCAGAAGUCAUCAACCAGAAGCUGGCCUCAGACCCCGCCCUGCGGCGCAAGCUGGCCCGCCUCUCCGCCGGUUCCUUCAGCCGCCUAGUGGAGCUCUUCUCUAGCCGGGAGGGCAACCCUCGCCCAAGCCAAGCACGCCCCUCGCUGCCGUGCCCCGGGCCCCCACCACCUUCCCCGGAGCCUCUGGCCCGUCUGGCCCUGGCCAUGGAGCUGAGCCGGCGCGUGGCCAGGCUGGGGGGCACCCUGGCCGGUCUCAGCGUAGAGCACGUGCACAGCUUUGCGCCCUGGAUCCAGGCCCACGGGGGCUGGGGGGGCAUCCUGGCAGUUUCACCUGUGGACUUGAACUUACCCCUGGACUGAGCUUUUCCUCAGAAGCUGCUACAAGAUUGGACCUCAUGUCCCUGCACUCUUUUUCCAAGCUUUCCUAUUCCACUCAGGGCUGUG